Molecule: messenger RNA, 1029 nt
Organism: Letharia columbiana
Lineage: Eukaryota; Fungi; Ascomycota; Lecanoromycetes; Lecanorales; Parmeliaceae
Exons: 6
Coding region: 1-1029 (342 amino acids)
Biological process (GO): NADPH regeneration
Cellular component (GO): cytoplasm
Molecular function (GO): oxidoreductase activity; nucleotide binding
Source: RefSeq, a predicted model, not a curated record
AUGAUGACAGUAGGCGUGGCUAUUAUUGGAGGUGGCAUCUUCGCUAGGGAAGAACACCUUCCGGCCGUCCGGGCAUCGAAAGACUUGACCUUAAAGGCGGUGUACUCGAGGUCCUUGAAAAGCGCGCAAAGCCUUGCCGUCGACAGCGACGUUCAACUCUACUCUGACGACUCAGGCUCUGGUAAAAGCUGCGCUGACCUCUUGAAACGAUCGGAUGUCCAGGCCGUCAUCAUAGCUCUUCCCAUUCCCAAGCAGGCCGAAUACAUUCGUCUCGCAUUAUCCGCUAGCAAGCAUGUUUUGUCGGAAAAGCCCAUAGCAGAGAACGUCAAAGACGCUCAGGAGUUAAUCAGUUGGUACUAUGCCAACAUUGACAGCAAGAAGGUGACGUGGAGCGUUGCGGAGAACUUUCGUUACCUCGCCAGCUUCGAGUAUGCGCGAGAGCAGGUGCAAAAGGCCGGGCGACUUCUCGGGUUCAGGGCAAAGAGGUAUUCCAUGGUCAAGGGAGGGAAAUACUUUGAAACCGAAUGGCGUAAAAAUCCUACCCAUCAAGGGGGCUUUCUCCUCGAUGGGGGUGUACAUGUCACGGCAGGCUUACGGCUCUUACUGGGUCCUGAGAACACCAUCACCCGUCUAUCGGCGUUUUCAGCUCAAUUACAGAAACAUCUGCCUCCGGUGGACACCAUUGAUGCCGCCAUGAAAACAAAGUCCGGCGCCACUGGUACCUUUUCUGUCUCAUUCGGCACAUCCUUCACGGGGUAUGAAUUCAAUAUAGCUUGCGAAGGUGGUACUGUCAGUCUUUCCGUCUUCGGGUCUACUGUAACUACAGUCGUCGAGGGUAAGGAAGAGAAGAGUGUAGUCGACGAUGAAAGGACAGGCGUCCCGCCUGAGGUGAGGAAGUGGGGAGAAGCGCUGGCGGCGGGGCAAUGUAAUGAGAAGCAGAGACCGGAAGAGGCUUUGGCAGAUCUGGAGCUGUUGGAAAAUAUGCUCAGAAGCGAUGGCGAACCCUUGGAUUGUAUAUUGCAGAUAUGA